Messenger RNA from Chara braunii, 3692 nucleotides. Lineage: Eukaryota; Viridiplantae; Streptophyta; Charophyceae; Charales; Characeae. The record is from the annotation of a GenBank genome assembly.
GAGAGAGAGAGAGAGAGAGAGAGAGAGAGAGAGAGAGAGAGAGAGAGAGAGAGAGAGCGGCGGGAGGUGGCAGCAACCGGCAACCGACCAGCAGCUCCGGAAAGCAACUAUGUCGAAAUUUCUAUGCAAAUCGACAGAAUUCCUAGGCAAAUCGACAGAAUUCCUAGGCAAAUCGACAGAAUUCCUCAAGGAACAGCUCAAAGCCUCAAAGAUCCUUCCAUCGAAGCCGUCUUCUUCGUCCUCGCAGGCAGACUACCUCCUGCAUGGCAAUUUGGUCAUUGAGAUUUUUGAGGCACGGGGAAUCGCCACCGCAAAUAUCAGAUCUCGAUCCCUGCUCGAUGGGGUCAAGACGACGCUGGACACCUACAUCGGAGGAGCAGGGAAGGAUGUGGAGCUUUAUGCUUACAUCCGUGUCGGGCAGACCGAUGUUGCCCGAACCAGCUUCUCUAGAAACACGUCGGACCCGCAAUGGGAUGAAGUGUUCCAUAUCUAUGUUGCACACUUUGCGUCUGAUGUGACGAUUGAGAUCCGCAACAAGUUAUUUGUCGACCAUGUGGUCCUGGCGCAGGUCAAGCUUCCCGUGCACGACUUGCUGGCUGGGCGUGACUAUAAAGGCUGGUUUGAGAUGAUGGACGGGUCCGGUCAGAAACACCCUAGUGCAAGGAUGAGAUUGAGCAUAGAGUACAGGCCCUUGCUGAAAAGAAGCAUGAGGAAGGAGUGGAUGGCCAGGCUGCUGGGGGGGGAGAAAGAGGUGCAGAAUGCGUUCUUCAAGCAGCGCAGAGGUUGCCGUGUCACUCUCUAUCAGGAUGCGCAUGUGGAAGACGGGCGGUUGCCGGAGAUCCCGCUCUCCGGGUCGCAGGUUUAUCAUCAUGAACGGGCUUGGGAGGAUGUUCAUAAAGCCAUUGUGGAUGCCAAGCAUCUUAUAUACAUCACUGGGUGGUCCGUUUACACUGAUGUCACCUUGAUAAGAGAUGAGAACAGAAUGAUCCAAGGCGCGCAAGAUCUUCGGUUGGGCGAACUGCUGAAGCGCAAGGCGGCGGAGGGUGUUCGCGUGCUGUUGCUUGUUUGGGAUGACCGAACGUCGACUAUUGUGACGGGAGGUGGCGCGAUGAAAACGCAUGAUGAGCAAACCAUGGAAUUCUUCAAGAGCACUCAAGUGCGAUGCGUGCUCGCCACCCGCAACUACGACUUUGGCGUUUUCAAAGGCUCAAAAGCAAUGAUGUUUACACACCACCAAAAGACAAUUGUUGUUGACGCCCCCAUGUUUGACCAACCGACGAGAGGGGGUAAGAAAUGGAAAUGGACACCUGAUGUGGAAGGACACAGAGGGAACAGGAGAUUGGUCGCCUUUGUUGGAGGACUGGACGUGACCGACGGCCGAUUCGACACUCCCGGGCAUUAUCCCUUCUCGACAUUGCGGACAUGGCACAAGGACGACUUCUACCAAGGAAGUGUGGCAGGAUCGCCCUCCCUUGACAAGGGAGGGCCAAGACAGCCAUGGCACGACAUCCACGCAAAAGUCGAAGGGCCGAUUGCAUGGGAUGUCCUAGAGAACUUCCAGCAAAGGUGGCGGAAACAAGCUGCCCUUUACAAUAUAGAUCUCAUUCCAAUUGGUACACCAGGGAGUGCCAUAUUGGGGCCCCAGCCCGUGUCCUCGGACGAAGACCCUGAGACAUGGCAUGUGCAGCUGUUCCGGUCUAUCGAUAACCAGUCAGUGGUUGGGUUGCCUGAGAAUCCUAGAGAGGCGGUGAGGAUGGGUUUGGUGAGCCGGAAGAACGAGGUCAUCGACCGCAGCAUUCAGAAUGCGUACAUCGAGGCAAUCCGGAACGCAGAGCGAUUCAUCUACAUCGAGAACCAGUACUUCAUGGGAAGUUGUCAUAUGUGGGAGGAUUCGCAGUCCGCAGGAUCAUACCACACCAUUCCGGUGGAAAUAGCACUGAAGAUAGCUGCCAAAAUUAGAGAAGGUGAGCCAUUUGGAGCUUACAUCCUUGUGCCUAUGUAUCCGGAGGGAGAUCCGCAUCUCACCCCCUCCUCGCCCCUUCAAGAAAUGCUGCGGUGGCAGUACAACACCAUGAAGAUGAUGUACAAGAUUAUUGCCGAUGCACUUAGGACGGCGGAGCGCUACGAUGAGCAUCCGACAGAUUACCUCAAUUUCUUUUGCGUAGGCGUGAGAGAGACAGUGAAAGGCCCGGAUAUUGAGCUUGCCCCCAAAACCCCAAUAACGGAUGCUGAGCCCAUGUACAAGGAGGCACAGAAGAAUCGACGGAUGAUGAUUUACGUUCAUUCGAAGAUGAUGAUUGUCGACGAUGACUACAUCAUUGUCGGGUCGGCGAACAUCAAUCAGCGUUCGAUGGAUGGUGCCCGCGACACCGAGAUUGCGAUCGGCGCCCUGCAACCGCAUUACCUUUUCCCUGACAAGGAUGCACUGAAGAAGCCGUCGACGAAUAGUGAAGACCCCAAGUUCAAGGUUCCUAAAGGUGCAGUUCACGGUUUCCGAAUGAGUCUGUGGGCGGAGCACUUGGGCUCGGUUGAGAAAGAGUUUUUGUCUCCUUGGAAAGUCAAGUGUGUACGCAAGGUGCAGGAGAUGGCAGAGCGAAACUGGCAGCUGUAUGUGCAAUCGGAGCCGGUGGAUAUGGUGGCGCACUUGAUGCCGUAUCCGUUGGAGGUCGACAAGACCGGAAAGGUCUCCGCCAGGCCCGGAUUCGAGUGCUUCCCCGAUUCGAAGGCCAAAGUCGUUGGGACAACGUUAAUGGCGUUCCCUGACAUCCUGACGACCUGAGUCGAGGAAUGAUGACAAGGCUAACGGACGAAGGGGGGAGGGGGGGGGGGGGGGGUUGUCCCCCCCAAUUUUUUGCCAAGGGGGGUAUUUUUUUUGGAAGGCCUUUUGAUGCUGCGAUGCUGCGGAGAAGUUUGUACCGCCCACUUGUACCCCCCAAUGCCUGCGACCGUCAGUUUUGAAGAAGGGGCUAAGCAAGCCACAUUACCCCCUUUGUCUGGGAGGGAGUUCACGGCGUCUUGUUUCCUUUGCCGUCACACCUUUGUCUGUCAUCUUUGUGGCAUUUUGCACUCGUUUUGACGCUAUUCUUGAUUUAUAAAACUUAUGAGAGUUUUUCUUUUUCAGAGUUUUUCUCAACUAGUUACGUAAAGUGGUGGCUUUGUAGUACUUUGUACAUGCUACAUAGUACGUAUUCAUUUCUUGAGUUUGCAUUCUGUCCCUUUGGGCUGUGUACUAUUCGAGCCUUUGCCCAGGACUGUUGACACCCAUGGACUGCUGAAAGACAGACCCAAGUUCGAAUCCAGUUGCUAUCAGAUGAACGAGUAGCACUUCGCCCAGGCACAGACAGAAUUAAUAUGUUACUGCGGUUUAUUAUUUUUCAAUAAGAUGAACUGAAACACUUUGCCCAGGCACAGACGGUAUUAAUAUGCUACUGCGGUUUAUUAUUUUUAUUAAUUUAAUAAUUAUGUUUGUUACAUUAUUUGUGGGAAAUGACGGAGGGAGGGAAUCUCGUGCACGUAGCCGAGAGAAAUCGGGUGGGGGAGCCAUGCAACCCAGAGGAGGGAGGUGGUUGCCAGUGGCACUGUCUCUUCUGUACACUCUUUUACUCUUUAUCUUUUUCAAAAUUGCCUUUUUCAUACUUCGGCUUCUUUUUCUGUUUAUCGUCAGCCGAUUCCAGUAAAGGGAGUACAUGAAA